CAUAGUUGAGACUUACUUGUGGGUGGUGGGAGGAGGCAACGGUGCAGACCAGCUUCCACCCGAUGGUCUUUUUUUAAACCUUCAACGCCGGGCGAGAAAUACAUAUCUAAACAUGGACCAGUAUAACGAGUAUUCCUAAGAAAUGUGCCAGUAUUAGUUAUUUGUCUACCCAUAUCAGUAGCUAACGGUUUCACUAUGCCCGAUGGACAGUGUUCUUUGAAGCUUUGCAGUUCCUGAUGCAGGCUUAUUUUUUUCGAUCUGGAAAUUUCUUGACGGGAAACCAAGAUUGGGCAGCUUGGCUAGCUAUCCCAGUAUUACCCUUUUCGCUGCAUCCCCGACUCAAAUGAUGCGGGUUAUGUCGUUGCAUUGAUUUUGCAUGACUAUAUGAUCUACUUUUAGCAUGUCAAUUUAAGUAUUUUUUUAUUCAAACAGUAUAUUUUAUGGGCUUAGCGGUAAAUCAGAAACAAAUAUGGUGAAUUGGGGGCGGCUGCUGCGGGUAUCGAACCGCUCCUUUUUGGCCUUAAUUUUUUUCUUCUCCAUGUCUACGACGUGUCUCUACUUCAUAUAUGUUGCUCCUGGAAUAGCCAACACCUACUUCUUCAUGGUGCAGGCCCAGGGUAUCAUGUUGAGGGAUAACGUGAGGACCAUUGGCCAGAUGAUCAGACUCUACACCAAUAAGAACAGUACCCUCAACGGCACAGAUUACCCAGAUGGCAGUAACUCCAGUGAAUAUAUGGUUCAACCAACCACAUACCUUCCUGAGAACUUCACAUACGCCCAGAACCUCCCCUGCCCAGAACGCUUACCUUCUAUGAAGGGUCCUAUAGAUGUGAAUAUGACUGAGAUUCCUAUGGAGGAGAUAGAUCUGAAGUUCUCUAAAUAUCUGAAUGUUCAGUUUGGUGGCCACUGGAAACCCAAGGACUGCAAACCACGCUGGAAGGUAGCCAUCUUGAUCCCGUUCCGUAACCGCCACGAGCACCUUCCCAUCCUUUUCCAACACCUCACCCCCAUACUGCAGAGACAGAGACUGCAGUUCGCAUACUACGUCAUCGAGCAGUCUGGGACGCAGCCCUUCAACAGAGCCAUGUUGUUUAAUGUGGGUUUCCUGGAGGCCAUGAAGGAUCUGGACUGGGACUGUCUGGUGUUCCACGAUGUUGACCACAUCCCAGAGAACGACCGUAACUACUACGGCUGUGGUCAGAUGCCUCGCCACUUCGCAGCCAAACUGGACAAGUACAUGUACCUACUACCCUACAGUGAGUUCUUCGGGGGCGUGAGUGGACUUACAGUGGAGCAGUUCCGCAAGAUCAACGGCUUUCCCAAUGCAUUCUGGGGCUGGGGAGGAGAGGACGAUGACCUCUGGAACAGAGUGCACUAUGCUGGUCUGAACGUCACGAGGCCGGAGGGAGAGAUGGGUAAAUACAAGUCCAUCCCACACCACCACCGAGGAGAAGUGCAGUUCCUCGGCAGGUACAAGUUACUGAGGUAUUCCAAAGAGAGGCAGCACCUGGAUGGACUGAACAACCUCAACUACACCCCUGAGAUCUCCCUGAGCUCCCUGUACAAGAACAUCACCGUGGACCUCCACCCUGACCUGGCCCCCAUUACAGACUACUGAACUCUGACCCCCACUGUCCCUGACCUCGUCACACCCCCUCACACUCCAACUGGGACCCCAAAGCAGGGCAGAGGGGGGCUGGGGGUGUGGUGGGAGGCACACCGUGUAACGCUGCCAAGAAACCUUACUCUGAAGAAAAUGUCCGGAAGGGACAUAGGGUCUGUUUAAUCGAACAAUUGUGUGUGAGGAUUGUGGAUGUUGAGAUGGGGUGUGUGUGUCUCUGCAUGUCAAUGUGUCCAUGCUGGCUUUAGCUAUUAAGCUACUUAACAUCAACAUGUCAUGAUUCAGUAUGAGGAGGGAGAGGCAGUGUUGUUUUCACAUCAGAUGUUUUACUGCAAAGCCUUAAAGUGUCAGGCUCAGCCUCAGAACCAUGGCUCUCUGGUUGCCUCCCAAACCACACCCUAUUCCCUAUAUAUUGUCCAGGGUCCUUAGUGCCCUGGUCAAAAGUAGUGCACUAUAUAGGGAAAAAGGUGCCAUUUGGGACUUUGCCUUUAUCUCACAGCUCAGCACAGUUUUCACUUUUAACGUCUCAGUACCAUCACCUUACAAGCCAACAGACAUUUUGUGUCUUCACUUUAUAUAAUUUUUACACCGUUCGUUUAAAAAAAACACAAAAAAACAUAUUCCAUAAAGAGGACAGGCGCUAAGUGAAGGUGACUUUUUUGUGAUGUACAUUUUCUAAUAUGGUCAAAUGUUUUUUUCCUUCAUUUUUUCCUUUUUUUUAACGGACGUUUUAAAGCACUAUCCUGUUUCUCUGUCACAUGAGUGUUUUGCUGUUCCUUUGUUGCACUGCUGACAUGCAUGAUGCACAGAGCACGUAUGUAAAUACUUGACUCUAAAAGCUCGAGCAUAGAACACGUAUGUAAAUAUUCAGCCUUUUAAACGCUCAGAGCCUGUUAGUUAUUAUUCCAGUGGAUUUGAAUUUUGUUUUGGCAGCUACCUUCCUGAGGACUUACCUGGUUCUUCCAUUUAAAUGGGAAGAUGUUCUAACAAUAGAUGGCUUAAAAAAGAAAAAAAUAUAUCAAUCUCUUAGGCUGACAUUCUUUUGCAUGCCUUAAUUUAUUUUAUUACAAGAUGUUUUUUUCCUUUAAUUGUAAUUUAUAUCAUUUUGAGAUGUUUAUAUUUUGUUCCAGUUUAGCCUUUUGUGUCUUAUUAUUCCCUCGGUGCACUGCGUGAAAAGACUAACUGACAUUACAUUAUGGAGUGUGCUCCUGUACAGAAAGACGGGUCAGAGGACUAUAGUAGCUCUUGUCCAAGGUGUUAUGUCAGGCUUGCUGAGCCUUCAACAGCAAGCUACCCGCAACAACCUGGAGCAGAGCUUAAGACUUAAGAUUCUAAAGCUGGAUGUCAUUUUUCCUCUGGUAUUUGUAGUCUGUUAUUAUGGAGGAGUUUAUACAGUGCGGACAGUGUGUUUGGUACAGGAUUAUGUUUCAAACGUGCGUGUGUGUGUGGCUCAUGUAUUAGGUAACUGGACCAUGUGUUUGAGCAUAUGUUAGGUGUCUUUUAAUGAAUGUGAGCUUGCAGAUUGGGCAGUGUGUGUGUGUGUGUCUGAACCAAUUAUUUAUAUAUACACUAGAUGACUGACGACAGGUGCUGUUUUGAAGCCACCACCCCUCCAUCUUGGCACUUCCCCUACAUCGCAAAACUUGUUUUUUUAAGCUGUAGAAAGGCAUUUAUGUUUAGCUCACAAUUUAAAAGUAUGCAUUAAGUGUGUAAUAGAGUAAACAUACAAAUAAUUUGUUUUCCUUAAAGUAUACUUUAUUGAAAGUUCUAAUGCUACUGUCCCCAUUACAACAAGAAAUACUUGUAAUUUUGUCCUUGAACCAUUUAAUUGAAAUAUUGUAGAAUUUCAUUCAUUCCUAUGGAGGACUGCUUCUUCUGUGGAGUGCCAAUAUUGCUGACCGGUGGCUUCAAAGCCUCUUACUGGCCAAUAGCAUUAGCAAUCCAGGGUUUGUAUACAUUAUUGGUCUGAACUGUGGUGUGUUCCUAAUAAGCUUGCAAGGCAUUGAGAGGGGCCAGAAUGAGAGAACAGCAGCUAAUGCUAACAGCUAGCCCUGUUCUUGAAUGGCCCAGACUGCAACUUGGGCCAUAAAGACUUGAAAUCCUUACAUUUUUAGCACUACUAAGAUUAGCAAGGAAAAAUGUAGGAGGUAUUUUCUUUUUUACAUGUUAGCGUUUUUUUCUUGUACAUUUAUGCAUAGAUUUACUUUUAUCUGUGUUUUUCUAGUGAUUUGUUCAUUUGUCAAAUGUACUUCUCAAGUAGAACUGCUCUAUCCAAACAACCCAGGUUUUCUCCAUCCCAGUACUGCAAGAAUGCAGGAGAACGAGAGUGUGAAUCAAACUGGGAUACUCCUGUCCUGCUCCAAACAUGGGCUUUGUUGGAAAUGGCACCCUGUGUCCUAUAGUGCACUACUUUUGACUGGACUCCUAUGCGUCCUGGUAAAAAGAAGUAAACUAUACAGGGAGUAGGGUGUCAUUUGGGACUCUGUCCUGUCACUCUUGUAGUGCUGGGGAGGAACAGUCAUUUUUGCUCAUAAGCUAAAGUGGUUAACAAAGCACCACGCUAAAGUCUGUGUUUGGUUUGGCUCCGACGUGGCUACAACGGUCACAUAAGACCUCAAUGGUGUAUUUCUGAUCAAUCAGAUGAGGCGAGACAGAAUAUAAAAAGACAUGGUAGUAAUGACAUUCUUUUGGAGGUGGUCAACUGUGCCAAAGUUCCACUUCUGAUACCCAUCGUCAUCAUUCUACCUACCUCUCUUCUGCACUUAUCUCUACUCGUCUUUCCUUCCUUUUCAUUCUACUCCCAUGAGCUCCUCUAUGGUGUCUCAGUAACUCGUCAGUGUUGAGAGAAACCUGACAGACUAGUGUUUAUCAUAGGGAUCAGGGUUGAGGUAUUAAGAGCCAUAUAUCUAGGAAAUACUGUAUACAACGUAUAUCUCUGUAUAUGGCUCUGGGUAUUCGGGGUAUAGGUCAGUGUUGGGGGCUUCUCUUGUGCUAUGCCUUAUGCUCCGUAACAGAUUUUUGCAUAGGUGGAUAAAUGCUCUCGUUGUUUUUAUACAUUGCAGAAGAUGUGAGCAGCCUAGCUGUCGUCUCUCUUGAGGGCAUUAUGAGUUACUGUAGCAGAGACACUGAGUCAGUGGCUUCUUUUUCUGGAUCCCGUCAUCUUACUUGCUACAAAGGAUCCGCUUCUUUUUAUCUAAUCCUGUUAUAUUGUGUCUCUCACUCUGUUCAGGGAACAGUUUGAAGAGAUUAAUUAUGGAAAGCAUCCAUCACUGGAGCUGGUCUAGGAUCAGUAUUCUGUCUGUGUCCCAAAUGGCCACACCCUCUGUUGUACAUAUUUAUUGUUAUUGCCUCUGAGGGGAGUGGGGGAGGGAAGGGUAGGUUAGGGAGCUGCCGGGCAGUGUGCUGGCUACACCCGGUCACAAGUGGUUUGGUUUACACCCCCAGCCUACCUGUGAGGAGGGCAAGGACCUCCCCUCACCCUUCCUACUUCCUCUAUUGUUUUUCUUUUUUUUCAAAUGACUAUAUUCACCACUACACAAUUGGUAAUGUGGACAAUUACAUUUUUGCAGUAUUCAUAUUUGUGCCUUUUUUAUUUUUUUUGUCGGUUUUCACUUUGCAUUCUUGCUUGAAAGAUACAGUAAAAGUUUGGAUUGUUUUUGAACUGAAGUUAGUGCACUUUUUUAUUUUUUAUUCAGUUUGGAGCUCUGAUUAAGACGCACAAUACGUUUCCAUGACAAUGGGCUGAGUAGGUGUGUAUCAAUGAUUGUCUGUAAUCAAUUUUUCUGCUGUUCAGAGGUCUGGCUGCUUAGACCAUGUACAAUCCUCAGCUCUCCAGUCUCCUCAAUAUGCUCUGUUCUGUUUGAACAAAGAGUUAUAACUGGAGCCAGAGGGCAGACUCUCGCGUUACUACCGUCCGCCAGGAAGUGCAGGAUGACGCAGAGGAAGUAGUGACUUUUUUAAAUUGCAGUCUGUCGGAUUCGUGUCAUCUGGUCUACAAAUCAUAAAUUCUCAUUUGAGGUCAGGCAUAUUCAUUUCGACUUUGUGGGUUUGUAAUUUUUAGAUUGUUCGGAGGAUACAUUUGUGAAAAUAUAAAUAAAGACCUUAAUUCGUUGUAGCGCCUACUCAUGCGCCACACACCUUCUCGCAGUUCUGUCUUGUUCUGCAAUUUCUUUGCCUCUAGUCAUGUGCUAUAAUUACCCCCAGACAUCAGACAACUUUUUACAUGGUGAAGCCGACCGGUUAGCCAUCUUGUCAAUCUUCCACAAUCUUUGGUAUAACAGCCAGUAAAAGAGUACUAGAGUUGAACUGUUAGACUUUGUAAAGUUGUUUUUCUUUUUGUCAACAAAAGAUGAAUAAACAACUUAAUUGACAGGUUCUGGGAAACA
Molecule: messenger RNA, 6006 nt
Organism: Salvelinus fontinalis (brook trout)
Lineage: Eukaryota; Metazoa; Chordata; Actinopteri; Salmoniformes; Salmonidae
Gene: b4galt6
Product: UDP-Gal:betaGlcNAc beta 1,4- galactosyltransferase, polypeptide 6
Exons: 9
Coding region: 470-1618 (382 amino acids)
Biological process (GO): carbohydrate metabolic process; glycosphingolipid biosynthetic process
Molecular function (GO): UDP-galactose:glucosylceramide beta-1,4-galactosyltransferase activity
Source: RefSeq, a predicted model, not a curated record